Raphanus sativus (radish) is the source of this 2487-nucleotide messenger RNA. RefSeq names its product cryptochrome-1. Gene Ontology annotation, cellular component: nucleus; cytoplasm. The record is from RefSeq and is a predicted model, not a curated record. NCBI's taxonomy places the organism in Eukaryota, Viridiplantae, Streptophyta, Magnoliopsida, Brassicales, Brassicaceae. Gene Ontology annotation, biological process: entrainment of circadian clock by photoperiod; circadian regulation of gene expression; blue light signaling pathway. Gene Ontology annotation, molecular function: blue light photoreceptor activity; DNA binding; FAD binding.
UUUGGUGAAUAAUUUCCAAAAGUAUAGUUGCAUUUUGCCAGAGGGGCACUCACACAAAGAUAUUCGAUAAGAUAAGCUUUUUUCUCAUCAAAAAUAUACACCAAAGGGUUUCGAUUCUUCUGCAGAGAUUGAAUUAAAAAAAAUUCAGUUUCCUGCAGCCAUAAGAGCCUUAGCUUUGAGAGAUGUCUAAUACAUGUUCAAGUGGUGGUGGUGGGUGUAGUAUUGUAUGGUUUAGAAGAGAUCUAAGAGUUGAAGACAAUCCAGCUUUAGCUGCAGCUGUAAGAGCUGGACCUGUAAUUGCUGUGUUUGUAUGGGCACCAGAGGAAGAAGGACACUAUCAGCCUGGUAGGGUUUCAAGGUGGUGGCUCAAGAACAGUUUGGCUCAGCUUGAUUCUUCUCUUAGAAGCCUUGGUACUUGUCUCAUCACCAAGAGAUCUACUGAUAGUGUUGCUUCUCUUCUUGAAGUUGUUAAAUCCACCGGUGCUUCUCAGAUCUUCUUCAACCAUUUGUAUGAUCCCUUAUCCUUGGUCCGUGAUCAUCGUGCCAAGGACGCUCUGACAGCGGAAGGGAUAGCGGUUAAAUCAUUCAACGCAGAUUUGCUUUACGAGCCAUGGGAAGUGACUGAUGAAUUAGGACGUCCUUUCUCAAUGUUUGCUGCCUUUUAAAGAUGCCUUAGCAUGCCUUAUGACCCUGAGUCUCCUCUUCUCCCACCCAAGAAGAUCAUUUCUGGUGAUGUGUCCAAGUGUGUUGCGGAUACAUUGAUCUUCGAAGAUGAAUCAGAGAAAGGAAGCAAUGCACUUCUAGCUCGUGCCUGGUCUCCCGGUUGGAGUAAUGCUGACAAGGCUCUCACAACCUUCAUAAACGGACCAUUGAUUGAAUACUCCAAGAACCGGAGAAAAGCUGAUAGUGCCACAACCUCUUUCCUUUCUCCACACUUGCAUUUCGGGGAAGUGAGUGUGAGAAAAGUGUUCCAUCUUCUUCGGAUCAAACAGGUUGCAUGGGCAAACGAAGGAAACCAAGCCGGGGAAGAGAGCGUGAAUCUUUUCCUCAAGUCUAUUGGUCUCAGGGAAUACUCUAGGUACAUAAGCUUCAACCAUCCCUACUCUCAUGAAAGACCACUUCUCGGCCAUCUUAAGUUCUUCCCUUGGGCUGUUGAUGAGAACUACUUCAAGGCGUGGAGGCAAGGCCGGACCGGGUACCCCUUGGUCGACGCCGGGAUGAGAGAGUUAUGGGCUACUGGUUGGUUGCACGAUCGCAUAAGAGUAGUUGUUUCAAGCUUCUUUGUGAAAGUGCUUCAACUGCCGUGGAGAUGGGGGAUGAAGUACUUCUGGGACACACUUCUUGAUGCAGAUUUAGAGAGCGAUGCUCUUGGCUGGCAGUACAUUACCGGUACUCUCCCGGAUAGCCGGGAGUUUGACCGCAUAGAUAACCCUCAGUUCGAAGGAUACAAGUUUGAUCCAAACGGUGAAUACGUAAGGAGAUGGCUCCCAGAACUUUCAAGACUCCCCACAGAGUGGAUACAUCAUCCGUGGAACGCACCUGAGUCCGUGCUUCAAGCUGCUGGUAUUGAGCUCGGAUCAAACUAUCCUCGACCAAUUGUUGGAUUAGAUGAAGCAAAAGCACGGCUUCACGAAGCGCUUUCACAGAUGUGGCAACUAGAAGCUGCCGCAAGAGCUGCGAUAGAGAACGGAUCCGAGGAAGGACUUGGAGACUCUACUGAGUUUGAGGAAGCUCCUAUCGAGUUCCCUAGAGACAUCACGAUGGAAGAGACUGAACCAACCAGACUCAACCCAGUCAGGAGAUAUGAGGAUCAAAUGGUUCCAAGCAUUACUACUUCUUUGAUCAGACCUGAAGAGGAUGAAGAGUCGUCUCUGAAUGUAAGAAAUUCAGUUGGAGAUAGCAGAGCAGAGGUUCCGAGAAACAUGGUCAACACCAACCAAGCUCAGCAGCAGCAGCAGCAGGCAAGAGCAGAUCCGGUUUCGAACCAAGUCACUGCUAUGAUUCCAGAAUUCAAUAUUAGAAUUGUUGCAGAAAGCACUGAAGACUCGACAGCAGAAUCUUCCAGCAGCAGAAGAAGAGAGAGGGACGGAGGCAUAGUCCCUGAGUGGUCAGGGUACUCUGAACAAUUUGCUAGUGAAGAGAAUGGGAUUGGAGGAGGAAGUACAACAUCUAGCUACUUGCAGAACCACCAUGAAAUAGUUAACUGGAGACGGCUUUCACAAACCGGGUAACAAGGCACAACUGAAGGUGCACAAGGAGAGGAACUUCAUAAGGGCGGUAACUUCAGUUAAACGUGGGUGGACUUGUAAACCAAGUAUACAUUUGUUAUGUAAUUAAUGUAUUUCCGGUCAUGGAGCUGCAGUGAAACUUUGUAGGAGCUUUAUCUGAUGUACAUCUUGUUAUGUAUCGGGUUUCAUCUUGUAAUAAAAUACUGUAUAGUAUCUCGAUUGUGGUAAUAGACCAAAUCUCAUACUUCUUGGCUUUCAA